UUCGCUUUUUAUAGUCUCUCAACAGAGAACAACAGAGAGAGAGAGAGAGGAGCAAGAAACAACUCAUUUUGAGUGCGUUCUUCAAAUUCGACCGAUAGAAAGAAAAGAAAAAACCCUGAAUUAAUCUUUUUUUGGGUUUCUUAAAUUAGGGUUUUAAUCUGUAAGCUUGUCUCCGCCAUUCAAAGCCUGCAACUUCUGUUCUGGCAAUAAAAUUGCAAAGAAGAAAUCAACUGAAUCUUCUGGAAUCACUCCAUUGUUUAUUCAAUACCCUUUUAACUUCAUUUUUAAAAUAUUUGUUUUCGGGGGUUCUCUAAAUUUGGAGGAAGUUUUUUCUCCCCAGCCUACAGACACCUCUAAAUUCAGGGACAGAGCUAGGAAGAGGAAUUUUCUUUUAUUUUUUACUUCUCUAUUGAUUUUUUGUUAUUCUAUUUGCUCUGUGGUUCGGUUCUGUGUUUUAUGAUCUGUUUGAAACCGACGUUACCGAAAAGUGAAACCGAGUUUUCUGCCGUUCUCCGUAAUCGAUUUCAUGGUAAAAAGAGGACGAAAAAGCUAUCUGUAGAGAAGAACCUUGAAUUCAGGUUAUCUCUGGUUGCGGGAAAAUCAAUGAUAAUGGACUCGACGGGGAAGGGAAAGGAAUCGCCGAUGUCGUUGAUUCUGACAUCGGGCGCGAGUGGACGAGUGAAUGCUCUUCUAUCACUACGGGUGUUGAAGAGCCUGUUAAUGCUGAUUAAUGCGUUUGUUCUGUUCCUGCUAGUGCCCUUCCGGGGACGGAGACGAAGCAUUUCUCCAGCGGCAACGGUAGAGAAACCGUCCAAGGAUGAAAAGCAGGAAAUCAGCAGGAAGACGCCAGUCUUGCGAGUUCCUGCGGCGAUGGUUCCCAGGAGGAGUAACUCGGUGGUGACAGGGGACCAGGAGGUGGCAGCGAGGAGAGCGCUUGCCAUCAAGAGGGCGAGGCAGGAUGAUGGCGAUGAGUCGGUUAGGGAAGUUUCGUUCUUUGUCACCUCAAGAGGUGAUACGCUGUUUACACAAUCAUGGGCGCCAGUUUCGAUUAGGAUCAAGGGAUUGGUUGUUAUUUUACAUGGUCUCAAUGAGCACAGUGGCCGAUACAAUGCUUUUGCAAGGAAGCUUAAUGCUAAUGGAUAUAAAGUUUAUGGAAUGGAUUGGAUCGGACAUGGCGGUAGUGAUGGGCUGCAUGGAUAUGUUCAUUCAUUAGACUCUGCUGUCAGUGAUAUGAAAGCAUUUCUUGCGAAGGUUUUAGCUGAAAAUCCAGGGCUUCCAUGCUUUUGCUUUGGACACUCAACAGGUGCAUCAAUUGUUUUAAAGGCAGUACUAGACCCAAAGACUGAAGCCCUCAUUGAAGGUGUGGUGUUGACUUCCCCUGCAGUUAGAGUUCAGCCAUCACAUCCAAUUUUUGGUGUGCUUGCUCCGAUAUUCGCCUUUCUGUUACCAAGAUACCAAUUCAGUGCUGCAAACAAGAAAGGAAUGCCGGUUUCUCGUGAUCCAGAGGCACUAGUGGCUAAGUAUUCUGAUCCCCUAGUGUACACUGGUUCCAUCAGGAUUAGAACUGGGGCAGAGAUUCUUCGUAUCUCAUCCUACUUGCAUCAGAACCUGUGCAAACUAAGUGCCCCCUUUCUAGUUCUGCACGGCACUGCUGAUACUGUUACUGACCCUGAAGCUUCUCAGCAACUUUAUGAGGAAGCCUCUUCAACUGACAAAUCUAUCAAAUUGUAUGAAGGAUUCUUACAUGAUCUCCUUUUUGAACCUGAACGUGAGGAUAUUAUGAAGGACAUCAUCAAUUGGUUUAAUUCUAGAGUAAAAGCCUAGGUAGUGGCGUAAUGCAUAGUGGGUACCUGGAAGAUAACCUGAAGAAUCAAAUGGCAAUCUAAAAUGUGGCACACAUUUUGCUAAAUUGCCACUUUGAAGUUCUCCAUGAAUUUUGUUCAUCAGAUUCUGAGGAUUUUAUGCAGAUUUCUGCAAUAUCUUUUUUGUAUCUUGGCAGGUGCCAGACUUUUUACGAGACACUUAAUUUAAUGAACACUGAUUGAAUGGAGUGUUCAAAAAGUGUUUGUAGACGAGACAAGCUCUUUAUGGUGAUAUCUAGCUCUUUUAUCUCCUUAUUUCUUUGAA
Messenger RNA from Nelumbo nucifera (sacred lotus), 2127 nucleotides. RefSeq lists its product as uncharacterized. Lineage: Eukaryota; Viridiplantae; Streptophyta; Magnoliopsida; Proteales; Nelumbonaceae. The record is from RefSeq and is a predicted model, not a curated record.